AUGACAGAAAAUUAUCAACAUUGCAAAAUAAAUUUAAUGUCGGAUCAGUUGUCAAAGCCAUGCAAAAGCAUUCAGGAUCUCACCAAAAGCUCAAAUAUUCAAGAAACUGCAUAUAAUAAAGAUGCAGAACCGCAUGAUAACUGUAGCUCAUCUUUUAAUGAAGAUGAAGUAAGAACAAUAGAUUCAGAGCAAAAUCAUUUGUCUUCAUAUCACAAAGUAGACCACGACGCUCAGCAUUGGAGAUUUUCUGACAGUCUGCAGCAUACAGGAGAGCAUGCGAAAGGAAGUCCUAUACAAGAAAAUGUACUUCCUCAGGCUUCACCAAACAAUCAAUCAUCUAAUGGAGUUCGUUGGCGCCAUUAUAAAAACAACGGUCAAGAAAUGUAUAUUAACGAAAAAACUGAUGAAACAUGGAUUCCAGCAACUGAUCAAUACGGCAAAACCUACUAUUACGAAUUGAACAGCCGUCAUUCAGUGUGGACCCUUGAAGAUUUAGAUACAACAACAACAACAAAUACAGACACAUCAUAUUUAUCUGAUUCAUUAAAUAAUUAUCUAGAUAGUAAUGGACAAAAUCCUGCCUGUGAUGACUUCAAUUAUUCAAUAGAUGGAGAUGAUGAAGAUCAUGUCUCUGUUAUUGAUGAAUAUCCAUCUAUGUCUAAACUUUCAAGUACAGGUGAAGUUAAACGGAGAAUAAUGAACAAAACCAAAAAGUCAAAUAGAAUUUCUAAUUCAUCGGUUGAAGUUUCUCCAACACCUGUAUUGAGCAGACCUUUCAGCUUAGUAAGUCUUGACGAUGGCGAACAAGGAACAGGACGUUUUCAAAUGAAGAACCUAAGCAAGGAACAUAUCAGUGGACCGCAUGAAAAUAAACUGACGCAUUUUGAACGACGUGGUUCAGUUAUCCGUACUAUAUUAAUUGAAAAUGACAAACGAAUAUCGAAAAAAUGGACUCCUGGUGUUUUACUUCUCUCUGGUCCAUUACUUCUAAUAUACAAAGAUAAUAAGACUAUUUUAUCUAAAAUAAAUCAACCACAAUGUAAACCUGAUAUUCAAUUCAAUAUAAGAGAAAUAGAAAUUAGUGAAGCAAACGGUGAACAGACAUCAAGGAAGAAUGUACUUAAGAUUGAUUAUAACAUUUCUGGAAAACUUAACGUCUACUUAGUACAAAUUCCAGCUAUUGAUUAUGAAUCAUGGAAGGCUGCAAUACGAUAUGCAAAAGAUCUUCUAAAAGAAGAUCGUGGAGUGACAUUAACACGUUCCAUUACACGACGCGAUGCAGCACAACCAUCUAUGUUGGAUAGUAAACUGUUAGCAAAGCUAAGAGAUUUUUUCCGAACCAGACCAACUGCUGCAUCGUUAAGAUCUCGUGGAAUUUUGAAGAAUGAAUCCGUUUUUGCAUCCACAAUUAUGCAGGUCUGUGAAAAUGAAAGUUCAGAUGUUCCUAAUUUUGUUGUCCGUGCGAUUCGUGCUAUUGAGGCUAGAGGACUUGAUCAUAUUGGCAUUUAUCGUCUGAGUGGAAAUGGAGCCACUAUACAAAAGCUUCGUUGUGCUGUCAACCAAUAUAAUUACAGUUUGAAUUCUGAAAAAUGGAGUUUAGAAGUGUUAACAGGUGCUUUAAAACUGUUUUUCCGAGAACUUAAAGAACCAUUAAUAACAUUUAAAAUUUAUCCGGAAAUUGCUUCACUUUUAGCUAAUAAAGAAAUGGCACCAGAUAGAAAAGUUGCCAAAAUGAGGGAUUUAAUCAACUCUAUGCCAGCACCGCAUGUGAAUACAUCAAGAAUUCUUUUCCAUCAUUUAUACAGAGUGAUGCAGCUGUCUGAAAUGAAUCAAAUGCAUUCUUACAAAUUAGCAAUUGUUUUCGGCCCCAGCUUACUUUGGCCUGAAGUAGAUUCUGCUGCAUUUGGAGCACUCACAUCUGUACAGGCUCCGUGUGUGGAAUUCUUGCUUAUACAUGUAGAAGAAAUAUUUGGACCAGUGACGCCGCCACCAGUGAUAUCCUAA
This is a messenger RNA of Trichobilharzia regenti, 2004 nucleotides long. NCBI's taxonomy places the organism in Eukaryota, Metazoa, Platyhelminthes, Trematoda, Strigeidida, Schistosomatidae. The record is from the annotation of a GenBank genome assembly.